CCCUCUACUCUCUAGGGACACCCAAAAAUUGGCGGAUCCAAGAUAAAAAUCAUUUUCUUCUGUGUUUUUCUUUUAGAUUGAUUUUGCUGCAGUUAAAGUCAUGACAGACCAAGAGCUUUCAACUUAUUUGCCUGCACACGGAGAUAGAUUAGCCUUAAAAUCUUGUGCUCUAAAAACACGCAGAAAAUCCCUGAUUGAAAAACUAAAAACAACAUUCAAUCAUUUUGGUGACAACAAUAAGGAAAAGGCACAUUCGACAAAAAAAAUGAGAGAAAAGCCUCAAAAGUCAACAAGAAUGGUAGAAAUUGGGUGGAGGCACUACUGCGACAAGAAACAAUGCUUUAAACAUGUGAGGGGACCGAUAGGGGGGAACCGAAGGAUCUCUAUACUGAAAAUAGCAAAGGCCGAAGACAUCACUGAAACAGCAAUCCAACUUUUUUUUCCAGAUGGAUCGAGCCCAUACGGAAAAAUUGACGAAUUUGAUUUUGAGCUGCAAGACUAUAAGUGUCAUAAAAUUACUAAUGACAUUGAUGUGAACGAAAUUUUGCAAAGUGACCGCAAAGUGACCGGAUUGACCAACGUUCGAUUUUAUUUAUCAACCAAGAGAAAAACAUCGCUGAAAAAUUCCAUUGAUGAUGACGAUUAUGUAACAGGUAUAAAAACCCCACCAAGAUUGACAAUGACGUUAAGGAGAAGAAGCCUAGAUAAACUUAUAGAUGACCUGUCUUCACCCGUUAAUAAUCCGAGUACCUCCAUAUCUGGACCGUCUACCUCAACAUCAGAUCAGAUGUCAGAGACUCCAGAGAGGGUAGAUGUUAGAUCAUUCUAUGAAGAUUUCGUUUCCAUGGACAAUCAGCCAUUCUCAAUGGACCCACUGACUUUCGAGAUCGGCUAUGGAGACAUUGAUAACGUGGAAGCAGCACCAAUUGAAAACAUCAUGGUGUUAAGAAGAGGUCACAUUUUUGAAGAUUUAUUGAAAGCUUUUGAGCAAAACUUCUUCGAUAGCGGAUCCUUGAAAAUAGAGAUGAUUUUACCCUCGGGCGAAAGGGAAAUAGCAGAGGACCUUGGCGGCGUAUGGAGAGACGCACUAUCAGAAUUUUGGUCGACAUUUUACGAAAAAUGUACCGUCGGUACAAUAUUUAAAGUACCGUGUAUCAGGCAUGAUUUUGGUGACAAAGAAUGGAGGUCCGUUGGGAAAAUAUUAUUCUGCGGAUACACCUCAGAAAAGUAUUUUCCGAUACAAAUGGCGCCGGUGUUUGUUAAAUAUUGCUUCUUCAUCCAUUUUGAGGAUGAUGAACUUACUUCAAAUUUCUUGAAUUUUAUUUCCGAAACUGACAAACAAACUAUUGAGGAGGCCCAAAAAAAUUUUGAUUCUGUCUCUCAUGACGAACUUAUAGACGUUUUUGCAUCGUAUGAUUGUAAAUGGGCCCCGACCAAAGACAAUUUGGGACAACUUAUUCGGGAUAUAGCACAUCAGGAACUUAUACAAAAACCAGCAUUCAUUGUUAAGUGUAUUCAGCAAGAACUGGGUAAAAAGGUAGAGGCAUUUUCCGAAAUUUUGAAUGUCUAUGAAACCCUAAAACCUUCCGUGAGAAAUUGUCUUUCAAAAAUAAUAUUGUAUAAUCCCGAAAACACUACUCUUGAACAAAGCAACGUUUUCAAUUUCUUGAAGAAAUUUAUUAAAGAAACAGAUGACAAAACGCGAGAAUCUCUGUUUAGAUUCUGUACUGGAUCAAACUUACCCAUCGUAACAAUUAAAGUUGAUUUUACCCAAACUCUCGGGGUUGCUAGGCUGCCAAUAGGGCAUACAUGUUCUGGAUUAUUACAGAUAUCAUCCACAUAUGAGAGCUACGUGGUAUUCAGGAACGAGCUGAAGUCUGUUUUGAGUUCCAAUAUUUGGGUAAUGGAUAUCGUGUGA
Ceutorhynchus assimilis (cabbage seed weevil) is the source of this 1918-nucleotide messenger RNA. Lineage: Eukaryota; Metazoa; Arthropoda; Insecta; Coleoptera; Curculionidae. The record is from the annotation of a GenBank genome assembly.